Messenger RNA from Sphenostylis stenocarpa, 327 nucleotides. The record is from the annotation of a GenBank genome assembly. Lineage: Eukaryota; Viridiplantae; Streptophyta; Magnoliopsida; Fabales; Fabaceae.
AUGUUCCUUUCGCAGUUGUUCUGCGGUGACUUGGCUCACCAAUAUAGUUGUGGAUGGUGGCGAUUGAGGGGUCCGACUAUGGGCUAUGGCUGGUCGUGGCUCACGGUGGUUGGUGAGAAGUGGCUCGCGGAUUCAAGUGGUGAUAAUGGAGAUGGGAGCCGAGACUAUGUAAGUCUAAAUCUAGGAAUGGGUGAAGGAGAAGGAGAUGGGAGUCAGGACUGUGUGAGUCUAAAUUUGGGAAUGGGUGAAGGAGAAGGAUUUUGCUACUGGAAAAAGAUGAUGAAUGAGGUGGAAACCACAGAGAUUAAGGUCCCGACUGGGCUAUGA